Messenger RNA from Neurospora crassa OR74A, 5238 nucleotides. RefSeq lists its product as uncharacterized. The transcript has a single exon. The record is from RefSeq and is a predicted model, not a curated record. The coding region runs from base 979 to 4569 and encodes 1196 amino acids. NCBI's taxonomy places the organism in Eukaryota, Fungi, Ascomycota, Sordariomycetes, Sordariales, Sordariaceae.
ACAAAAGAUCUCCGGCAGCCCGCUCACCGGGCAUCCAUUUAUGCCAUCGAUCACGCAUCAGACGACGGCAGACGGCAAAAGUGAACAAGACAACAACGACAACAACAACAUAACCGAACCUUACCACAGCCCCCCUUGGUUCCCGUCUACCUACCUACACUGCCCUGGGCUGCGGUCCAGCAACAGCCUAGAACCAGCAAGCACCCUAUAACCACAGGCCCAUCCAGGGAACACGUAUCGGGGCCCGCUUCGUUGUUUCCACAUCUCUUUCCCUCCCUCUUGCGUGCAGCACAAGUCUCGGGAUUGGCAGGGAAGCCGCACUUUGGCUCUCCUCACCGAAUAACAAGCUUAACGCACCUUGGGGCCGAUUUUCAGGUCUCCAUCCAGGUCCCCAGCGGCUAGACAGACUAGCUGCUUGCUAGGUACCUACACAGUCAAAAGAGGCGGCGAAACAUAACAAGCGUGUGAAUGCCCAUUUGUGACUAUACAAGUUCAGCUGAAGCCCGCGUUCGAGGUCUCUUCUUCCAUCCUGAACUCCCGACCUGAAUUACUUACUCCUUCUCAGUCAGUACCAUCUUCGUAAUAAUACCUAAUCACUACCUGCCUGCCUACAUACACACAUUCGUUCUUGUCACAAACAAACCACCCGUACCUGCCUUACUUAAUACCCAAACCAACCAAGCACGCUUAAUACAUCCAUCCAUCCCCCCCACUCGCAGACAUAUACCUCCUUCCAAUACCUGGCCAGACCUAGACCUGCCCAGUCACACAUAACACACACACACACACUCUCUCUCUCUCUCGCUUUGAGCUCGAAAACCUGACAACCGGUACAUAUUUAUUUACACCCGUCUGCACUUUGUUGUUGCACGCCCGAGCGAGCAUUGGCCGUCAUACAGAACACACAAAGGCAAACACAACACCGAGUCCUCAUAUCACAACAUCACAGCCUCACCACCACACAUCAACAUAGACACGAUGGGAGAUCGAUCUCCAUACCCACAACGACCUAGGCCAGGCGGAGGACCGGGGCACAUGAGGGGCUUCUCUGUCUCGGAUGACAGACUCAGCAAUGUCAGCAGCAGCACGGGAAGCACUAUUAGCACCGCCAGCACCGCCAGCACUGCCAGCACCGCUACUCCCACCAACAGAACUUCGAGCUGGCCUCUCCAACUCACAAACAGACGGGGACCUCCUCAAAACGGUCAGCCAAAGUCUAUCCUCCGAAGGGGCGGCCGCCCACCACCAACGCCGUCUCGUGCUCGACGAAACUCGGACUCAUCGUUGGCCUCGUCCAACAUCCCCGAAGUAGGAAGCGGUUCCGAGACGGGCGGCUCUGAUGUCGGCAGCUCUGUUCUCUCGGGCGGCCCUACCAUGAUGAACCCCAUGGCCAUGAAUGGCCAGCCCAUGGCGACGAGCCUACAGCAGAAGCGCCUCUCCAUGCCUUCCCGGAUACCCUCUCCGGCCAGACUUUCCUCUCCGUCACGGAUACCCUCUCCUCGAUUGCCAUCACCUGCUUCCCGCAUACCCUCGCCCAGCCCUCAUAUGGCUCUUCAAAGAGUCCCUUCAAGGGGAGGAGCUCCCAUGCCCUCUCAGAUCCAUCUGGCCCCUGGAAUGCCCGGACGCCCUCCCCUUCCACACCACGCAACCACCGGUUCGAUUGGCCUCCCGCGCAGGGUGCUCAGGGCCAAGAUCCCUAUAAUCAACCUCCCCGAAGAACGUCGUGCCACCGUUAACCUACGCCCCUCCCGGGUGCCAACCCCUCCUCAGGGCCCUCACGAUGGUCCCUACGGCCCUCCUCCUAGUAAUGUGCGCACUAUUCCUGCGCCACGCUAUGUCCUUGACAACCGACCCCACGAUUAUCACGAUCAGGAUACCGAAACCGAGUCCGUUUCGGAAUCCUCGAUGCACUCCAACAGCACCAGCACUCUGGCUACUACGGUCGACUCGAGACUCUCUCUUUCGGACUGCGCCAGCGAUGUAACACCAACCAGCAUCUUCAGAUCCUCCUCAAAGUCCAACAAGUCAGCACACUCUACCGUCCGGUUUACCCGUAGCACCACUGGGUCUGAUUCGGAUGACACCAGCGUUGCUAGCUCCAACCACCCACCUCGCAGUUCGCAGCUUCGCGUGCCGCAACCAUCUCCCCGCCCCUCGUCGCGGACUGACAUGGUCGUUGCCCGAACAAACAGUGAGCCUUUGCCAUCUGUUAAGAUCAGGGUGCAUCACCGGAGUUCCAGCCAAGAAGAGCUGAGGCAACAACAGUUGAUGGAGACAAACCUUAAGCGCAAGAUCGCCAACCUCGAGAUUGAGGUCAGGGAGCUGCGCAACGGACAAAGCGUGCUGCUGAGCAAAGAACACGAGCACAAGGAGUCCGAGCUGGAGCUUCUUCGCAAGAUUGAUGAGCUCGAGACCGAAGCGAGAGGCCUGCGUGAGAACCAGGAAAAGCUUCUGGAUGAGAAGUAUGCGAAGGCUUGGUACCAGAAAAACAAGGAGGAGAACCUUUUGGGUAAAAUGAACCAGCUGGAGGAAGAGAACAGGAAGCUGCGCAAUGGCCAACACAACCUCAAGUCGCAGCUCAGUGACAAGGAGGCCGAGGUGAUUCACCUGCGUGACGAUCAGCGCAAACUCCGGGAGGAGCUUCAGGAGAGCAUGGCCGAGGUGGCGGAACUUCUUGAGGACCAGGCCGCCCUGGAGGAUGAUGUCGAGGCAAUGCAGAACGAAAGAGACGACGCUUACCACGAAAAGGACGAGAUUGUCGCCAUGAUGGAGGCAGAGAGACAAACGAUGGACGAGCUUCAACACCACCUUAAUAUGCAAGGCCGCAGGAUGGCGGAGCUGGAGCAACAACUGAACGCUACGCGUGCGGAAAAGGCUGAGAUGCAAGCUGAGCUACAGGGCAAGCUUGACAACGAAACCAGAACCGCCGCCGAGUACAAAACUACCUGUGCAGCAACCAGCGCAAUGCUCAGCGAAGUCCAGAAAGAAAGGGACGAUCUCAAGGAGACUAGCAAAACCCUCAAGGCUACCGUCACCCGUCUGGAGGAAGAUAUCAAAUCCCUGCAGGGAGAUCGGUCCGAACAUGAGGUUCGUCUCAUGCAGCAAAUCUCGACUAUGAGGAUCACGAACAAUGCCCUCGAAGAGCAACGUGAUUUGAGGGACAAGGAGAUUGAAAAGUUGAACACCAGCCUCGAUGAGUUGAGGAUCACCAAAGAAGUGCUUCUUGGCGAGGUUGCCACUCUCACCGAUGCGAAGCACCUUGGCGACCAGAUGCGUCAAAAGCUGAUUGAUGAUGCUGCGGAGGACAAGCAGAAGCUCGCUCUGGCGGCAGAGAAGGCAGAGAUGGAGCUUAGACAGCGAAUCGCCGAGCUGGAGAAGGAGAAGGCGGAACUGGAGGAGGCCAAGGCCGCAGUGGAAGCAGCUCGGGCUGACUUGGAGAGCAAGCUCACCACAGCCGAGGCUAGGUCCACCGCUCUCACCACGCGCAUUGAUGAGCUUGAGAUGUCCAGUGCCGGUCAGAGUAACAAGGUCGGCACGUUGGAGGGUGAAAUUGCCGUGCUCAAGGCUGAAGGUGUCAACCUCCGCAUGCUGAUCGAGGGUCUCGAAUCCGACAAGGCUGGCCUGAAGAAGCAAAUUGAGGAUCUGGAGGCUGAGAGGUUGAAUGGACGGGUACUACUCACCACCCUCAACACCGAUCUGGCGGGAGCGCAGACUGCCAACGUGUCGAUUGCCACUCAAAAGCUCAAUGCCGAGCAAGAGUUGGCGAGAAUGCGCGAGUCUCUUGAGGCCGCAAAGGGCAACAUGAUGACGCUUUCUGGGCUCAACGCCGCUCUCCAGGCCGAGGCAGACAAGGUUCCAGGUCUACAAAGCGCCAAGGCUGAGCUGGAAUACCAAGUUGCCAACCUCAGCGUUUCCAAGGUCGAGCUGGAGUCCAAGGUCACUGAGCUGGAGGCCAAGGUUGCCGAGUUCGAGACUCGUGUCGCGACGCUACAAAGCGACGCAGACAAGGUCCCCGCCCUGGCUGGCGAGAGGGACGCAGUCCGUGAAGUGGUUUCUGAACUUCAGGACAAGGUGUCCAGGCUGGAAGCGAAGCUUAACAAGGCGCAGGCUGAGGCCGACCAACUCCCUUCCAUCAUGGCAAACAGGGAGGAGCUUGUGAAGCGGGUGAGGGAGCUCCAAGACAAGGUUAUUCGACUUCAGGACGAACUCAACUCGGAUCCCGACGUGACUACCGCGGAGCUCAGGGCCGAGUUGGAUGCAAAGCACCAUGAGAUCGAGCGUCGGAUGGAGGAGGCUGCUUACCUGAGAGACCAGAACAACCGUCUUGCGGCCCAGCUGGGCUCAGCUCGCGGCCAGCUCGAGGGUCUUCAAACGUCACUGGUCGUCGCUCACCACCAUCGCAAAUCCAGCCGCGACAGCAGGUCUCGGGCGUCGUCGCGUGAUAGGUACGAGGAAAAGUCGAGCAGCAGCAGGAGCAGGAGGAAGAAGGACAAGGAUAUGGUCGUCGUGCGGAACUCCAGCGACAGAAGCGCCGUGUCAGUUUUACUUCAUUACGCCGCCGGUAUCUAAAGGAACCUUGAGCUGACAACGGCCAGGGAAUACAGAGACAGGAAGAAACACAAGGAAAAGAGGAAGUCGCUCUGGCUUUGAGCGCUAGACGUUUUUCCGCCCCGCCACCGGCCAACCGGUAUUUCCGCUCUUUCUUUUUUUCUUUUUUCCCCUUUCCUGCGAUGUCCGACCAUCACCUACAAACUGUGUCCAUGACACAUACUCACAUUUCGCGAUUUGUCAUUUGCGCAAUUUGCCAAAUCAGCUUUCACUUGUUCAUUUGUCUUCAUGUACAACCACUUCAACAUUCCUUUUGUAUGAGCUCUCCUUGUAUCUUAUGGACAAGCUUCAGGAGUGGUUUUCACGUUGGAUUAAAAAAGAGAAGAAAAGGGCAAGGCAUCGUCAUUUUUGGCAUACACAUACAUUAGCAUGGCAUCUUGUGGCGCGAAGCGCAACUAUAAGAUAGAAAGUGAAUGGGCGGCAAGCGCGAAGGAGGUCUUUUUUUCAUGGCUUUUUAUGACGGUUAACGAUAGGAUCAUGACCAGGGCAACUUGUUUGGGCUACAGUUAGAAACGCGGUGGUCAUGUGUACAAGACGAGAUGAUUGUAGGAUACCCCGAUAUUGAAGGUAAUGGAGGAGGAUCAAACCGGAGGACAUUGGAUGAUAAUAAUACAAGACUUUGGACUUGGG